This is a messenger RNA of Bombyx mori (domestic silkworm), 633 nucleotides long. It is a transcript of the gene Obp2, whose product is annotated as odorant-binding protein 2. The transcript has a single exon. The coding region runs from base 1 to 633 and encodes 210 amino acids. The record is from RefSeq and is marked provisional. NCBI's taxonomy places the organism in Eukaryota, Metazoa, Arthropoda, Insecta, Lepidoptera, Bombycidae. Gene Ontology annotation, molecular function: odorant binding.
AUGAAGAGCAAAACAAAACGUGCGCGGGAAAAUCGUCAGACCGCCAAUAUGGCCGUGUCGGAAAUUUCUAGAAUUUUAACGUUUUUAACUAUCGUGUCAUUCAUAUACAUCGUUUACUCAUUUAAGCCGCUCACUAAAGAUGAACAUAUCGAGAGAUAUAAUAAAAUGAACGAAGACAUUGAACCGUUUAGAAAAAAUUUGACAGAAUGCGCUCGUCAAGUCAAAGCUUCCAUGGCGGACGUCGAGAAGUUUCUUAAACGAAUACCACAGUCGAAUAUGGAGGGGAAAUGUUUCGUGGCUUGCAUUCUCAAACGGAAUUCGCUUAUAAAAAACAAUAAAUUGAGCCAGGAGAAUCUUCUUGAAGUAAACAGGGCUGUGUACGGUGACGACAGCGAAGUUAUGUCCCGCCUCAAGACAGCCAUUUUAGAAUGUUCAAAAAUCGUUGAAGAUAUAUUUGAAAUUUGCGAAUACGCUUCAGUUUUCAACGAUUGCAUGCAUAUGAAAAUGGAACAUAUACUCGAUAAAAUAACUAUGGAAAGAAGGAUGGAGGCUUUAGGGCAGAUGUCUUCAAAUCCCGAUGAAUGGAGCGAGGAAGAAGAUGAAAUGUUAAAACUUGUUAAAGAUGAACUAUAA